AUAGGCCAAUUUUUUUAAGAUGUCAAUAUUUCUGCCGGCCUUCUUCAUGUGCAAUUUUAUCUUGGUUCAAGCAUCUGACCCAUUCAAUUAUAACAAAAAUGAUCCAUGUAGUCGACACUGCAUGUAUGACUACCACGUUCCAGUGUGUGGCAGUGAUGGCGUGACGUACUUCAACGAAUGCGUUAUGAAAGUCUACGCUUGCUGGGAGGGCGUGCACACUACAGCACUGCAUCAUGGGAAAUGCUUUCCGAAGCAAGUAGAACGUAGUCAAUGUGAGCACCAUUGUUCGAACGUCGUAUCUCCUGUCUGUGGCACAGAUGACAAAACAUACAACAAUGAAUGUUUAUUAAAUCAAGAGAGAUGUUAUAAUGGACCACAGUUAACAAAGCAGUAUAACGGGUUUUGUUUAACAAUAAACUCAUACACAGCAGCUUGUGGGAGACAUGCAAGUUUAAAAUACCAUCCAGUGUGUGGCACUAAUGGCGUGUCAUACUUGAAUAAGGACGUCUUAUCCAAGACUGCGUGUCAUAACUUAGAUUUUGAUCUGCGUGUUAAAUCGUUUGGAGAGUGCAGAUACAAACGAAAAGCUAGAAGGCGGUGUCGAUCUGUGAUGAAGAAGGAGUUUAAGUACGAGCCUGUUUGCGGGAGUGAUUACAAGACACACGAAAACACUGCUGUCCUAAAAUAUAGAAAAUGCCUCCAACAACCAGCACAUUUAACUGUGAUGUAUAAAGGAGAAUGUCGCUUCAAAAGUAAAGGAAAGAAGCAAAAUAGACCAAAGGAAAACCCGUCAAACAAGCAACAGCCAACAAACCCACCCACAUUAACCAUAAAUACACCAACCUUGCCGACGAAAACACCGACACCGCCACCACCCCCAAUACCACCAACACCACCGCCUUCAGUAACUACAACUGCUCCAGUAAAAAAAAGUACUACACAUUACAAAACAACUGCAGCGACAAUGGCAGAUAGGCAAAAAACUACCAAACGACCGGUAACACAAAGCCCAGUUACUGUUACAAAAACCGACAUACCGCCUUUUUCAAAAACAGAACGAGUAUCUCCAAUAGUCAAUGAAAUUACAGAUAUGGUCACUGAUGGACCCAUCGCAACAGAGAAUAUUUCAUCACUGACUAACGUCAUCAUUCAAUCAAACACUCCGUAUGACGGUAUGACAUCGCCGUCAGAUAUAGACGCUACGCCAUCAGAUAAGAAAAGUACACGAGACGUGCCGAUAGUAACUGUUUUAAAUACAAUUCAAGAGUCAACAGUGAUCAAUAAAGUUACAAAUAUGAUCACUGAUCAACCUAUCGUAACUGAGGAGAGUUCAUCGCCGGCAAACGCCAUCAUUCAGUCGAACACUCUGUCUGACGGCACGACACCACCGUCCCAACCAGAACCAGAACCAGAACCAGAACCAGAACCAGGCCAGGACUCUACGCAGUCACAUACAGAAGGUACAACAAGCGACGUAGUGACUGCUUCAAAUGAAAUUCAAAAGUCAACAACGAUCAAUACAAUUACAGAUAUGGUCACUGAUCAACUAAUCAUAACAGAGAAAGUUUCAUCUCCGGUUAACGUCAUCAUUCAGUCAAAAACAUCGACCGAAGGUACACCGCCGUCUGUGGACGCUACAUCGUCAGAUACGAAAUCUACACAAAAUGACGUAGAUAUAUUCACUGAAACACCAAUAAAAACUGAGGAAACUUUAUUACAGACCGAUGUUGCCAGUGACAUCACUGAGUCAUUGGCUCCAUUAGAGGGUACUACAUCGCCAUCAGAUCUUGGCGUGGGUUUUACUUAUCUUGGCAAAUCAAAACCACCAAAAAUUGAAGACAGAAGUGUACCAAGAGGAUACUGGAAGGUCUCUACUCUUCCUUAUCCACAUCCUCCGGUCACUGAAGUGACGAACAUUACGGCAGAUCGCACUACAAUAUUGGAAACAAUUGUAAGUGGAAUCGAGACAGCGACUCGUGGCAAUGACAUCGAAAACACGCAGGUGACAGAAACUGUAGAACAUACAGAUAAGGAAGAACUAAAGUCUUUAACUAACUUAGAUAGGGAUGUAUCUUCUGUGAAAUUCUUCAUAACAGAAGAGCCACUGAAGAUGCCUAUACAUUUGACAGACAAAACAAAUGUUGAAACAACAAGUAGGCCUAUGCAAGAAAUAAACACAGUAGGGGUUGGUUUUAUAACACUCGCGACUGAUGUUACCGACAAAAUAAUUGUCGAUGCUGGUGAUACAGAAACAACCAAAGAGACACCGAUUGAAGGUUAUUUGUUUUCAAAAGCGACUACUGAGCAGACAAUAAAACAUGAAAUGAGUAUUAAUGUAACAACAUUCUCAAUUGAUACUGAUAAACCAACAGAUGAUGUUCAAAAUAGUACCCGUAUACAAACAGAAACAAUGACAAGGGUAGUGACAGAGGUGAAGACAGAAAUUCAGACAGAAGGAGUUACCGAUUCAAACACUGGUGAAUCCAGUUAAAUUCAGAUCAAAAUGGGUGGGUUAAGGAGUUUAAAUGUAGCAUACUAGGGGACGGGGUCACUGGGUGGAGUCACCGUUUUGGAGGCUAUUUUGAGUAAUACUAACAUGUUGUUUAAGAAAAAGCUGGACACGGUAUUUCGUUCCCAUGGCCCCUCUACAAAAUGGAUUUUUUAAAAUAGCGAUUGUCAAAAGUCCUGGGAUUAGGCCCAUACAUGCCUGAAAUGCAAAUCCAUAUUGAAGAAAAAAAAACCACCAAUAACCACAAAUUAAAACUACAAAUAGGCCAACAAAAUAUUGAUAUGCUGCAUAACAGUGCCUACAUUAUUGUAUUGUAUUGCAUAAAAUGUAUUAGAUGCUCAUGCGCCAGGUAAGGUGUUUGUUAAAUACCAGGCACAAGAGUAAAUGGAAGAAAGUAGGAGAGUCCUUAGGCGAGGCCAAUGCGUUACUCUCCGCUGCGAAUGACUCUUGUGAUUCCCCAAACGUGGGGAACUCGGGUGAAUAAUUAAAUUGUAGUGGGCGACUGCCUUUGUGCUACAUUUAAUGUAUUAGAUAGGUUUUAAUAUUUUAAUAGUGAGUAUGGCAGUUAGUAGACUUCACGUGUCUAUAAGCAAGUGCCACUGAUUUAAACAUGUGGAAUUAUUAUAUAGUAAUUUUACCAAUUAAAUGUUUAUUAAAUUGUUUAGUUUAGGAAUACCUGUGCAUAUAAUGUAACGAAUUGUAGUAGUCUCGUAUUUACUUUGGAAACAAACAUCGUCUCAAAGAGUCGUCUUUAAAAUAAAUUUUUUUUAAAGUUCGAACAGGCUUAAUAGGAAUUGUUGUGUUGAUUGCAUGUACUUAUUGAUCGAUCAUUCAAUACAAAGCUAUUGCAUGAA
Messenger RNA from Anneissia japonica, 3363 nucleotides. RefSeq names its product mucin-2-like. Gene Ontology annotation, molecular function: protein binding. The record is from RefSeq and is a predicted model, not a curated record. The transcript is spliced from 6 exons. The coding region runs from base 20 to 2491 and encodes 823 amino acids. NCBI's taxonomy places the organism in Eukaryota, Metazoa, Echinodermata, Crinoidea, Comatulida, Comatulidae.